AUGUCCCAUCUACGCUUACUUCUCAUCCCCUACCUUGAUGUCGAUCGGAAUAAGUAUGUGGAGUUGACCCAUGCCUCAGAAAAGGAAAGCUACUCCAGAUAUUCCGACUGCGAACAAUCAGACAGGUAUGAGAAUGACCCAGGCCCAGAUCAAAGCUAUGUUCUCCAGGGUUCUACCUCACAGAGUGAGAGUGGUGAGAAUAAUACAGAAUCUGAUAAGGAUGACAAUGCGAGUCGGAAGCCUGCAAUUCAGGGCCCCAAAAAGGCCUUCACAGAGGUGCCCAUGAAACGAGUCAAAGUUUCAAGAUGUUGGCUACCCGGCGUCUGGCGAAUGAUCGAUUUGCUUUCGGCUGUUUGCGAGUUCUGA
Molecule: messenger RNA, 366 nt
Organism: Aspergillus tanneri
Lineage: Eukaryota; Fungi; Ascomycota; Eurotiomycetes; Eurotiales; Aspergillaceae
Exons: 3
Coding region: 1-366 (121 amino acids)
Source: RefSeq, a predicted model, not a curated record